GGCAGCGAUGCGGAGUUGCGCUGGAGUCCUCCUCCGGCCGCAGCAUGACGGAUAGUGCGUGAUUUAAAGACGGUCGAAGCUCGACUCCACUCCUUCAGCCCGAGAGCGAGCCACAGAAACCAUGGUCUUCAUCACAAAAGAAAGCUCAACAUAAGGCCCGAUCAGAGGUUCGGAUCAUCACUGUGGGUGAAGUGAAUGCGGGCAGAAGGAGAGCCGGAGAGACGCCGCGCGGAGCUGCACUGAGCGAAGGAGGGAAGUGUUUUGUUGAGCGGUGGGAGCGGAGUGGGGGAUGUCGGCCAGGAGUGGAGCAGCACCUCGGGGGUGCAGCAACCCCAGCCUGCAGCCUCUCAGAGCCACAGUCCCAUUCCAGCUCCAGAGGGGCUCGGCUCUCCUGUGCAGAGAGGUCAAGACGGCUGACAGGACGGCGGCUCGCCCACCGAAACCCACAAUCCGCCGAACCCUUUCCUUGGACGCCAUCGUUGGACCCUAUCUGCAGGGACAGUGGCCCAAAGAGGCAGAGAGCACGGCUGUUACCUGCGUCAAUGACAAAGCCACGCAGACUCCGAGUUCCUGGGCCGAGGAGACCCGAGGGAGGAGGAGUGGCAGCGGGCACAAGCGCUCAGCGUCGUGGGGCAGCGCGGAGCAUCUGAGGGAGGUGGCCAAGCUGAGGCACCAGCUGCAGAAGCGCUCCCGCCAUGCCCCUCCCUCAGCAGGAUACGAGCUCCCCCACCACCCCCUGCCAGCGGGUCAUGCUGCAGGCGUCACUCAGACAAUGCCCCUGAUGCCGCUGAACAGACUCGCCCCACGGCUGCGGCGCAGUGUUGAAGGCCUGAACCUGGAGCUGGAAGAGGUGUUUGUUUCUGAGAAAGCUGACGACCAGCAUGAGAUUCUGGAUAUCCCAGAUGGCCACAGGGCCCCCGUCCCUGCCCAGAGAUGCAGCAGUGGCUCUCAGAGCGAGCCGUCCCCAGGCCCCCUGGAUCCUUCCCUCCUCUCUCCUUCUCAGUCCCCCUGCCCUCUAGAUCCAUCGCUUCUGUCGCCUUCAAAUUCCCCCUGUCCCCUGAAUCCAUCUCUUUUGUCUCCAUCCCAGUCUCCCUGUCCCAUGGGAGAGCCAGAGCCGGUGGACUGCGAGGCCCUGUGCCCCUCUCCGUCGACGUCGCUCCCUUCCUUUGCGCUGGAUCCUCCUCUGCUGCAGCCCUGCUCCUCCGCUCCUCGGCCCAACAAAACCUGCUCCUUCCAGCGUGAGCCGCCGGAAGGCUGCGAGCGAGUACGAGUGUGCGAGGAGGCGUUGUCUGCCUGUCAGGAUGAACCUCUCCUCCAGCCAUCCUGCCCCGACCCCAAUAAAGUCAACUUUACCCCCCACGGAGGCUCUGCUUUCUGCCCCGUCAGUCUUCUGAAGCCCCUCCUGCCCUCCAUGGACCUCCUCUUCCGCGGCCUGUCAGUCUCUCCGGUCACCGGCUGCCCCGGUCAGGUCUCCUACCAGGCACCUGGGCAUGCAGUAGGUGGAUAUCAGAGCAGAGCCUCUGAGGACUAAACCACUCUGCACUGCCAGGACCUGCAGAAACUGGAAUUGUUUAUGUAUACGCAGGGUGCCAACAGAUACCUGUGGUUACCUGACUCAUCACUGCUGCGACAUGCUGUGAUCACUGUGAUCAAAAUAAGAGACUGUAAACAUUUCAUCGUACUCUAGAUUAACGGCUUUACUGACUGUUACCAUCUGCAGGAUGCUUGGAUGCUGAUAUUUGCCUCAUCUGCACUUAAAUUGUCCGAGUAUUCCCCCGUGUGGGCUGUGGAUGAGACUACAGGACUGAAGUUGUGGAAAUGUUGAAAAAUGCUGAAAUGGAGUUUUUCCACUUUGGUUUUUUUUUUUUUUCUAAAAGUGAUUAUUGUUUUAGUUAUGCAUCAGCGGUUCAGGCAAAGACUACAGUUUGCUGGGGAUGUUUUCAUUUUUAUGUCAAAAUAAGUGAAUUCAGAGUCAAAAACCCGAGCACUUAGAACACUUGAGCAUUACUUCCUUCCUGUCCUUUACUAUUGAUUCAUGUCCUAGUAAAGUGUUAAGUUUAGAUGAACUUUCAGCUUAAUUUGUGACACUUCUUUGAUGAAAAGUACUUGAUGGGUUAAUUCCUGACAUUUCUUAAAAUCCGUUGGUUGAAGAGAAAUAUUUUUGGCCUAUAGUUUGUGGUGGCCUACUUUUCUACAGAUGUAUUUCUAGGAAGAUAUAUAUUUUUGUAUCUUUGUAAGGAGUUUGAGGCAGGUGAUGCUGUUUUUGUAUUCACUUUCUGUUUAUACUUAGGUGAUUUAUAAGCAGGAAUGGAUGUUCUAUUAGCUUUACUUGUCUACAGCAGGCAUCGUUCUAACCAAACAUUUUGGUCAACUUUUUUUUUUUAGAAUUUGAGUUCUUUGUCUGAAUCUGAGCCUCUUUGGACCAUGUGGUUCUGGCCAGACAGCAUUAAUUCAGUUUGUUGUGGAAGACGUUGAUUCCCUCUGCUCGAGUUAAUGCUCAAAUGGAUAAAGUGCUGUCCUUGUCAGCAUGAUCCUAUGCAACACUUACUAAAACAAAAAAAAACAUGGCCUAUAGUAACAAUAAUAAGUGGAUGAACAAUAGGUACUAUUUGUCCACCCUGUGUUUUCUCAGACCUGAGUAUACACCCUUUUCAUACUUUCUGAGGUCAUGACACUCAAAAUUGUUUUGUGUGCCGUUGCUAUUGUGAAGAAAAUAAAAUAACCAGAUUUUC
Chelmon rostratus (copperband butterflyfish) is the source of this 2732-nucleotide messenger RNA. RefSeq names its product family with sequence similarity 117 member Aa (gene fam117aa). NCBI's taxonomy places the organism in Eukaryota, Metazoa, Chordata, Actinopteri, Chaetodontiformes, Chaetodontidae. The record is from RefSeq and is a predicted model, not a curated record.